Molecule: messenger RNA, 1226 nt
Organism: Clupea harengus (Atlantic herring)
Lineage: Eukaryota; Metazoa; Chordata; Actinopteri; Clupeiformes; Clupeidae
Product: sodium/bile acid cotransporter-like
Biological process (GO): bile acid and bile salt transport
Cellular component (GO): membrane
Molecular function (GO): bile acid:sodium symporter activity
Source: RefSeq, a predicted model, not a curated record
UUCUCCCCCGCCAUGGACAUGGCCAUUAGCGCCAUCACCAUCAUCAUCCUCUUCAUCACCAUGGUCUCGCUGGGCUGCACCAUGGAGAUCGCCAAGAUCAGGGCUCACAUCCUGCGCCCCAAAGGAGUGGCCAUCGCCGUGGUGGCGCAGUUUGGCAUCAUGCCACUGACCGCUUUCAGCCUGGCAAAGGUCUUCCAGCUGGCCCCCAUCGAGGCCGUCACCGUGCUCAUCUGCGGAUGCUGCCCGGGGGGAAACCUCUCAAACCUUUUUGCCCUGGCCUUGCAGGGUGACAUGAACCUCAGCAUCGUGAUGACCACAUGCUCAACGGUCUUGGCUCUGGCCAUGAUGCCCACUCUACUGUACCUGUACUGCCAGGGCUUUGACCUGGAGAACGCCGUGCCCUACACUGGCAUCCUCAUCGCCCUCGCCAUGACCCUAGUGCCCUGUGGGGUGGGCAUCGCCAUCAACCACUGGAUCCCUGGCUGGUCUAAAAUGAUUAUUAAGAUUGGCCUCAGCAUCCUCCUCAUCGCCUCCGUGGCCAUCGGCGUCAUGUCAGGCAUCACCAUCGGGGGCAGCGUGUGGGUGGUGCUCUCUCCUCAGCUCAUGGCCGUGGCCUGCCUCAUGCCUCUCACUGGCUUCCUCCUGGGCUUCGUCAUGUCCUCGCUCUGCAAACUCAACGGACAGUGUCGCAGGACUAUUGCGGUUGAGACCGGCUGCCAGAACAUCCAGCUGUGCUCCACCAUCUUGAAAGUGGCAUUCCUCCCCGAAGUGAUCGGACCGCUCUACCUCUUUCCUCUGCUCUACAUCAUCUUCCAGGCCGGGGAGGCUCUCCUCCUCGUCUUGCUCUACAGAUGCUAUCAAAUGCUCAGACCACCAGCGGAGGAGCCGACGUACUGGACAGUAAACAGUAAAGUUGAAGCUGUGAAAGUUCCUACUUGCUGAUGAGAGGACCUGUGCACCAGCUGAGAAGGGAACCUGACGUCAGACGCCUACAUCCCAUUCCACUGUUCCACUGAACAGACAUCACCAUUCCAUUCCACUGUUCCACUGAACAGACAUCACCAUUCCAUUCCACUGAUCCACUGAACAGACAUCACUAUUCUAUUCCACUGUUCAAUGUCAGCUAGGCACAAAUCUUCUGGUGAUGUGGCUUUGACACAUGCAGUGGGCAUCCACCUGACCUCCACCUGACCUCCAGGUCCAGUGCAGUGGUGCUGCAGCCCACA